Thalassophryne amazonica is the source of this 1381-nucleotide messenger RNA. RefSeq names its product glucosamine-6-phosphate deaminase 1 (gene gnpda1). The coding region runs from base 331 to 1161 and encodes 276 amino acids. Gene Ontology annotation, biological process: N-acetylneuraminate catabolic process; carbohydrate metabolic process; D-glucosamine catabolic process. The transcript is spliced from 6 exons. Gene Ontology annotation, cellular component: cytoplasm. Gene Ontology annotation, molecular function: glucosamine-6-phosphate deaminase activity; identical protein binding. NCBI's taxonomy places the organism in Eukaryota, Metazoa, Chordata, Actinopteri, Batrachoidiformes, Batrachoididae. The record is from RefSeq and is a predicted model, not a curated record.
UCCUCCUCAUCCUGUGGUUUCCGACUAUAAACUGGUCGGACUUCUGUUUGCUUACCUGUAAUAUUCUAUCUCUAAUCGGGAAGUUAAGACAGUGCAAGUUUUUUGUCACACUGCUUAAUAUUAAGAGCCUUUUUUUUUUUAAUAGGAGGACGUUGUGACAGUUUUGGUGUCAUAACAGCGACCUUGUUGUCUUAGCUGGUUUGAAUUGAUGAGUCUAAAGUCUGGUUUAGGUGUGUUUGAUCGUCCUGAGCUGGUUCGAGGCUGAGCUCCGUCACAAACAGAAACAGCUCUUUUUCCACCUUUUUUUUUACUUUUACUCCCUCCACAACCAUGAAGCUGAUUAUCCUCAAUGAUUACGACCAGGCGAGUGAGUGGGCUGCCAAAUACAUUCGAAACAGGAUUUUACUCUUCAGACCUGGACCGGGCAGAUAUUUCACCCUGGGACUCCCCACAGGCAGCACCCCUUUAGGAUGUUAUAAGAAAUUGAUUGAGUACAACAAGACAGGAGAACUCUCAUUUGAGUACGUGAAGACAUUCAACAUGGAUGAAUACGUAGGACUUCCCAGAGAUCACCCAGAGAGCUACCACUCCUUCAUGUGGAAUAACUUCUUCAAGCACAUAGAUAUAAGAGCGGAGAAUACCCACAUCCUCGACGGUAAUGCUCCCGACCUGCAAGUAGAAUGCAAUGCCUUUGAGGACAAGAUCAAAGCUGCUGGGGGAAUCGAGCUGUUUGUUGGAGGUAUUGGGCCUGAUGGUCACAUUGCCUUCAAUGAACCUGGUUCAAGUCUAGUUUCCAGGACCAGAGUGAAGACCCUGGCGAGGGACACGAUUCUGGCAAAUGCCAGAUUCUUUGAUGGGGAUCUCUCUAAGGUGCCAACCAUGGCUCUGACAGUCGGUGUGGGUACUGUCAUGGAUUCAAAGGAGGUCAUGAUUCUUAUCACUGGAGCACACAAGGCUUUUGCUCUGUACAAAGCUAUAGAAGAAGGUGUGAAUCACAUGUGGACCGUGUCUGCAUUCCAGCAGCACCCUCAGACAAUCUUUGUGUGUGACGAGGACGCCACCUUAGAACUGAGGGUCAAAACUAUUAAGUACUUCCAAGGGAUGAUGCACGUGCAUAACAAGCUGGUGGAGACGCUUUGCCCCGAUGUGAAGAAAAACUGAGUUUUCGUCUUAAAUGUUUACAUCUGUGAGGCAUUUUGGUUGGAAAAAAUAACUUCAAUGAUUCAUUUACACUCCAUUUGAGAUGCACUGUUUCAGAAGUGCUUGAAUUAGUGUUUGUAGAAAUCACGUGUUGCAGUGCAAAUUUUAAGGUAAUUUUGUUUUCCCACAGCUUUGCUUUGUGUUGCUUCUUUUCAAUAAAGUUUGUUUAAUUUGUAUAUCA